ACCAAUUAAUAACACCAUCCGGUAGGAACCGUGUCCGUAGGAAGAGGAAGCCUAACCCACGUUACUUUGAUUAAGCUUCCACGUGGACAAUAAUAAAACUGAGAAGCUGAUCCUCAUCAGUACUUCUCAGUUGGGUAGCUAGUUGGCUAUGUUUAUCAUUCCGCUCAAUUAGUGUUGGCUAUGUUUAUCAUUAUGUUUCAUUGUUGUUGGGUAUGUUUGGCAUUCUGUUAAGAGUAGUGUUUCACAGCAGAUGGGUUGUUCAUGCCCAGUAGUAGUCAUUUAUUUAAGGUAGGGAAUAGCCAAGGGAAGAGUAUCAAAGAUAUAAACAAACAAUUGGUGUGUAAGGUGCUUUCUUGCCUCAAGUGGAAAACUAAUCAAUCGCAUUCGUCACUUCAUUUCUACUUUCAUUCACAACCCAUCUAUCUAUCUGAUCGUAUCUUAUCAAGUGGUAUAUAUCAGAGCUAUGUCGACCCAAAAGGACCGUAUUGAGAAGCUGGAGUCUGAAGUACACGAUCGAGUCUAUGCAGAACCUUGAACGAUCAUUUAAGGAGAGCCUUGAAUGAUCAUUGAAGGAGAGCAUUGCCCAGACGGUGAAGGAGGCCUUCGAUACAUUUGCAAAACAUCAAGGGGAGUCGUCACGUUAUCCAGAGAAAAGAAACGAAGGAUCAUAUAUAGCUCUUUUUCACGGUAUAUAUAGUCACAAUCGUGACCACAGGGAAGAUGUGCAUUUUUUUCGACCUAUGAAGAUGGUGUUUCCAUGAUUCCAUGGAGAGGAUCCUAUUAUAUGGCUUCAUCGGGUUACUAAAUGUUGGGUGGUCCUUCCUACGUAGGCAAGCUGAUUUUUCAGUUUGAGAAACAGAGAGAGAAGCAGUCAGUUUUUAAAGAGGUUCGAGCAAACAGUGAGAGAAAGGAGAAAAAUGGGGUUUUUCACAUAGUUAUUUCCGUCAAGAUUGGAUGGUCAUCUAUUGUCCGAUCUUGAUGAAAUUUCAGUAUGUUGUUCCUAACGACGAGGGCUACGCAAUGACUGGUGUCGAUUGUUGGACUUCCUCUCCAGUUACUUGGUUGUUCAUCCCCACUUGGUGAGGCCUUUCUUGUUUUUGUUGAAAUCCACUUUUAAAAUAAUGAAUUUAUGUUUUAAUUCAAGAAUGUGUGUAUUCUUGAUGUAGUGAUAACCUCUAGAUAAAACAUUUGUAAGCCUAUUAUUGUUGAUAGUGGAAGUUUUAUCUAGACUAGGUCCCGUGGUUUUUGUUUUCCACGUACAAAUUUUGGUGUCUUGCUUGUGGUGGUUGCUGGAUUUAUUUUUUGGAUGAGUUGAUAUUUUUGGUGUUAGAUUGACCAUUUAAUUUGCAUAAAGAGAGGUAGACAAUUUUCGCUAUGUAUUUUGUUAUUGGCCUUUGCCCCAAAACUAAAUUUUUUGAGUACCAACCAAUGUAUCUGGAGGAGCAGAAAGUCUGCAUUUUAUUUGGAAAGUGAGGCAAACAAGUGGCAUGGUGGCAAUGGGUAAAGAAAAUUUAUAUCCAGCAAAAAAGAAAAAGAAAAAGAAAAAAAUUUAUUGGAAACUCAAACUUUCAGAUUGUUCCACCUAGAGUUUAAGGAAGGAUGUUAGAGAGAUUCAUUGUAAUUAUAAUUAUUUUUAUAUUUUCUUUGAAUGCCCAUUCAUUAAGUCAACGGCGGGCUGGGAACAGACUUUGUCAUAAGAAAAGUCCAAGUUUUCUUGCUCUCAUUGAUAUAUACCGGCAUCAUUAUUCCUCUAUCAUUGGAGAGGAAUGGCUACCUAUACGAGUAAGCCAUGGCUCUUCUUUGUUCUGCUUCUUGUCCUGUCUUACUACAGAGCAUGUUUUUCCAUUGCAUCAGAUAUCCUUUCAGCAGGUCAGCCUCUUUCACUCAAAAAUAGCAUAUCAUCUGCAGGCAGCAAUUUUACACUCGGUUUGUUCAUACGAGGUGCUUCAAAAAUAUACCUAGGCAUAUGGUAUAAUACUUUUGGUCUCCAAGAACAAGACAUUGUUUGGGUAGCAAAUAGAGAAAACCCUUUGUCUGACGCAUCUUCAUCAAGACUUGAACUCUCCGAAGAUGGCAAUCUAGUCCUGCUUCAAGGUUCCAGCAACAACAUCCCAGUUUGGUCGACAAAUUUGACACUUUCCCGGUCAAACUCAACUGAAGCAGUACUUGGUGAUGAUGGAAAUUUUGUUUUAAGAGAUAGUUCCAACAAGAAUACUAUCUUUUGGGAGAGUUUCGACCAUCCGACAGAUACAUGGCUUCCUGGUGCAAAGCUUGGGAUCGAUAAGAUUACUGGAAAAACAAAGCAGAUUAUUUCAUGGAAAAAUUCAGAAGAUCCUGCACCAGGUAUGUUCUCCUUCGGUUUAACCCAAGAUGGAAGCGAUCAAUUUAUCUUGGCGUGGAACGGAUCCCAAAUAUAUGCCCGUUCUGGAGUUUGGAAUGGAAAAUAUUUCAGCUUAGUUCCUGACAUGUUGAUGAAUUAUAUAUCCAACGAUUCCAACUCCAGCUUUGUGACAAAUGAAAAUGAAAGCUAUUUGACUUAUUCAAUUAAAAACAGUUUUUCCAGUUCCAGAUUUAGGUUUGUCAUUCAGUCUUCAGGACAGCUCCAGCAACUCGCAUGGUCGGAAAGAUCUUGGGUUUGGACCUUAUUUUGGUCUCGACCGGAAAAUGCAUUUGAUGUCUAUGGUUUGUGCGGUGCAUUUGGCGUGAAUUAUGAGAAUUUCUCAAACCCCUGUGUAUGUUUAACUGGUUUUAAACCGUUUUCAAUUGAAGAAACAAACCUAAGUGAUUGGUCAGGUGGUUGUGUGCGGAAAUCCCCUUUGCAAUGUAUGAAUAAUACGUAUGCUAAUGGAAAAAAAGAUUGGUUCAUGAAAAUACCAAACCUGAGAUUCCCUGUUAAUUCAAAAGCACAUUCGGCAGUGAGUGCUAUGAAUUGUGAAGGGGCUUGCAUGAAUAAUUGCUCUUGCACAGCUUAUGCUUAUAAUAGCAGCGGGUACUGUAUGAUGUGGGAAGGAGCUCUUUUAAAUUUACAGCAAUUCGCAGAUGGUGGCAAGACCGGACAAGAUAUCUAUCUCAGACUUGCUGCUGAUGAAUAUCAAGAAUCAGGCAACAAACGGAAAGUGUGGGUGAUUUUACCAGUGCUGGUCACAGCAACCGCAAUCGGGCUUAUCUUAUUCCUCUCAAUUUGCUUUUCAAGGAAGCGAAAGCUCAAACACAAGCACAAAGGAGAGGAGACUUUCAGAUAUGAUCUAUUGUCAUUUGAUUUCAGUACUGAACUUCAUGGAAUCAAUGAUGGAACAAACACUAAAGAUAAUGUGAAUAUAAGAGGGAAGAAGGAUGGCGAGUUACCGGUGUUCAGUUAUGAGAGUGUAUCAGCUGCAACUAAUAAUUUCUCAGCUGUCAAUAAGCUUGGACAAGGAGGUUUUGGACCAGUCUACAAGGGGAAAUCAUUUAAAGGGCAAGAAAUUGCAGUAAAGAUGCUUUCAAAAAGAUCUGGACAGGGGCUUGAGGAGUUUAGAAAUGAGAUAACACUAAUUGCCAAACUCCAGCACAGAAAUCUUGUCAGACUCUUAGGCUGUUGCAUUGAGCAAGAUGAAAAAAUGUUAAUAUACGAGUACAUGCCCAAUAAAAGUUUGGAUUUCUACCUCUUUGAUCAAAUCAAGAAAAGGGUGUUAGAUUGGGAGACACGCAUACACAUUAUUGAAGGGAUUGCUCAAGGGCUUCUUUAUCUUCAUCAAUAUUCAAGGUUACGGAUCAUACACAGAGAUCUAAAACCUAGCAACAUUCUAUUGGAUAGUGAAAUGAAUCCGAAAAUAUCAGAUUUUGGGCUGGCUAGAAUAGUUGGAGACAACGAAACACAAACAAACACAAAUCGAAUUGUCGGAACUUAUGGCUAUAUGUCUCCUGAAUAUGCUAUGGAUGGUUUGUACUCAAUAAAGUCUGAUGUGUUUAGCUUUGGAGUAUUGCUACUAGAGAUUGUGAGUGGGAAGAAGAAUACUGGCUUCUAUAACAAGUCGUUCAAUCUUCUUAGAUACGCCUGGGAGUUGUGGAGAGAUGAUCGAAGUUCGGAGAUGAUGGAGCCAACAAUAGGAUAUCCUUCUUUCACUUCUGUUCUGUUGAGAUUCAUUAACAUUGGCCUUCUUUGUGUCCAAGAAAGUCCGACCGAUCGACCUACCAUGCUUAAUGUAGUCUCAAUGAUUAGUAAUGAACAUUCACCUCUACCUACACCCAAACAACCUGCUUUCACGAGAAGUCGGAAUGUGAUGGACACAAAUUCAACCACCGACAAUGUAGGAAAUUGCUCAACAUACAACCUAACUAUUUCAAUAAUGGAAGCUCGAUAAAUACUAUUUUAUACAUCAAAGAAGAGUAUUUUUGUAGUA
Messenger RNA from Alnus glutinosa, 4379 nucleotides. Its product is annotated as G-type lectin S-receptor-like serine/threonine-protein kinase B120. Gene Ontology annotation, molecular function: ATP binding; protein serine/threonine kinase activity. The transcript has 7 exons. Gene Ontology annotation, biological process: recognition of pollen; protein phosphorylation. Bases 1767 to 4340 code for a protein of 857 amino acids. The record is from RefSeq and is a predicted model, not a curated record. NCBI's taxonomy places the organism in Eukaryota, Viridiplantae, Streptophyta, Magnoliopsida, Fagales, Betulaceae.